AACAUUGAGACAAUAUCGACUUUAUCCAAUCAACAUAUUUCAUUUUUUAUUACAUUAAAUAGACAAAAUGCUUUCCCGGUUGUUAAAAGAACACCAAACGAAACAAAACGAAAGGAAAGAGUUGCAAGAGAGACGAAGACGAGAGGCCAUAACAGCUGCAACAUGUUUAACAGAAGCCCUGGUGGAUCAUCUAAAUGUGGGGGUGGCGCAGGCCUACGUCAACCAGCGCAAGCUGGACCAUGAGGUGAAGACGCUGCAGGUUCAGGCCAGUCAGUUCUCCAAGCAGACGGCCCAGUGGAUCAGCAUGGUGGAGAACUUCAACCAGGCCUUAAAAGAAAUCGGAGACGUGGAGAACUGGGCGAGAAGUAUCGAGAUGGACAUGCGGACGAUUGCGACAGCUCUGGAGUACGUGCAUAAAGGCCCGGUUCAGCCCGCGUCCUCAUGAGCGGAUGGACUGAAACCCAAAGGCUUUUCCUCCAACUGUUGGAGGAACUUGGACACUGU
Rhinichthys klamathensis goyatoka is the source of this 504-nucleotide messenger RNA. It is a transcript of the gene bloc1s1, whose product is annotated as biogenesis of lysosomal organelles complex-1, subunit 1. NCBI's taxonomy places the organism in Eukaryota, Metazoa, Chordata, Actinopteri, Cypriniformes, Leuciscidae. Bases 68 to 445 code for a protein of 125 amino acids. Gene Ontology annotation, cellular component: BLOC-1 complex. The transcript is spliced from 4 exons. The record is from RefSeq and is a predicted model, not a curated record. Gene Ontology annotation, biological process: endosomal transport.